Molecule: messenger RNA, 1289 nt
Organism: Zeugodacus cucurbitae (melon fly)
Lineage: Eukaryota; Metazoa; Arthropoda; Insecta; Diptera; Tephritidae
Product: peritrophin-44
Exons: 2
Coding region: 25-1227 (400 amino acids)
Cellular component (GO): extracellular region
Molecular function (GO): chitin binding
Source: RefSeq, a predicted model, not a curated record
CUAUGGCGGAAGUGGCACCUAUAAAUGUUGGCUACACAAGUUGAAAAAUACACAGACGUUGUGGCAAUAGUUCCUGCUAGACAUCGCGCGGCUUCAAAUCAUCUUAACAAUUUGAAAGGACAGAGGAAAAAUAAUAAAGAAAGAAAUACUAAAAUGAGAGGUUUGCUAGCCACCAUAACUAUGGCAAAAAUGCUUCUGAUUCUUUUCGGUCUGAUGAUUAUCCAUCAAGAUGUAGUGGACGCAGCUAGGGCAGCUGGUGCAGUUGGUACAGCUAAUGCUGUUGUAACAAUGAACAAUACGUGCGCUUAUUAUGUAGGAUAUAUUGCCAAUCCAGAAAACUGUCAAGGUUGGGGUUUAUGCGAGGGCGGUAUACUGAAAGCUACAGGAAACUGUGGCAAAGGCAUGUUAUACGAUUCGAGAAAAGGCAUAUGUAACUACGCAAGUAAAGUACAGUGUAAUACCUCUCCAGCAGAUGUUUGUGCAAAUACAGCCGAUGAUACCUUCAUCGCUGAUCCUACCAGCUGUAGUAAAUACUGCUUUUGCUCAAACAAAGCACUAAUUGGAUGCAAAUCUUGCAACAACAACCAGCUUUUUAAUCCAAGUCAAUCUCAAUGUGUUAACUCAUAUGCAUGCCCAGUGAAUUCCAAUUGUCGUUUGGUUCCAAAUAACCAGUUUGUUGGUUUACCUGGGAAAAACUGCGGCAAAUACUUACGGUGUCUAGAUGGCUCGGGGACUCUAGGUACAUGUCCUAAUGGAUUAUUUUUUAACGGUAUAAGUGGAAAAUGUCAAAACACUAACCCGUGCGGUGCUACUACAAUUACCCCAAGUGCACUACCACCUGACACAGCCAUGUGUAAAACAUCAUAUUCUGCUGCAAAGGGCGGAUUACAGUAUUUUCCAGAUAGUGACACUUGUUUCGGCUACUAUACGUGUGAGAAUCAGCAAGGAAUCGGUGUAUGGAGGCCAUGUCAAUACACGUUUCAGUUCGAUAGUGUAUCUAAGGUUUGUGUUCAAUCUACCCAAACUAAAUGUACGCAUAAUCGAUGUGCAAACAUCAAUCUCAAAUUUGUGACUGACACUUCCUCACCACAAUGCACAAAAUAUUUUGUAUGUAAUAAUGGACAGCAAAGUACUAAAUCCGUGGCGUGCCCAGCAGACUUUCCACAUUUUGAUGAAGUUAAUCAGGCAUGCUCUAAAACUAAUCCUUCCUAUCCGAUCUGUAACUGAAAUAUUAAAUAUCUACUAUAUUAAUUUCAAAUAAUAAAUAAAGACAUGAUUCAAUUCUAUUA